This is a messenger RNA of Dovyalis caffra, 1614 nucleotides long. The record is from the annotation of a GenBank genome assembly. Lineage: Eukaryota; Viridiplantae; Streptophyta; Magnoliopsida; Malpighiales; Salicaceae.
AUGGGUGAUUGGGAAAAAAGGUUUCGUGUGGAGAGGACUAGGCAUUUCUUGUUGGAAGGGCUCAGCUAUUCAUGCAGAUAUGUAACUGUAGGUCUUUUAGAUGUCAUCCCACAGCGGCUCUACUGGCGUCCACCCUCAUACUGUGGUCGUGAUGACCUUGAAGCACUCAUGGCUUCUAAUUCUGCUGCUGACUGGUUGAGUCCAGCCCCUUUUUGUGACUCCUCUUUGACAUCGGUUUCAGACCCUAUUUCAAAUGAUGUGUCCAUGGAGGAUAAGGAUGGUAGCUCUCAUUCGUUGUUGCCAGCUUCGCCGUUUAAUAGGGGCAGUACUCCAAGGGCUGGUGAGAGUUUGCCUCCACGGGGUUCAGGUGGCUUGGAGCGGUCAACGUCUGGCAGAGAGAAUUUAGGGGUGGCUAGGCCAGCUCAAUUGGUGAAAAGGGAAUGGGAGAGAGGUGGUGAAAGCAAUGCGGAGGGGAUGGGUGAGAGGAAAUCUGAAGGGGAAGUUGUGGACGAUUUGUUUUCUGCUUACAUGAAUUUGGAUAACAUUGAUGCUUUAAAGCACUCGGGAACUGAUGAGAAGAAUGGUAAUGAGAAUCGUGAGGAUUUGGGUAGCAGAGGUAGUGGAACUAAGACGAAUGGUGGUGAUAGCAGUGAUAAUGAGGCAGAAAGCAGUGUGAAUGAAAGUGGUGGUAGCCUGCGAAGAGGAGGAUUGAGUUCUUCCACAGAGAAGAGAGAGGGGAUGAAAAGGAGUGCUGGGGAUGAUAUUGCUCCUACCUCCAGACACUACAGAAGCGUGUCAAUGGAUAGUUUAAUGGGCAAAUUGAACUUCGGUGACGAGUCUCCAAAGCUGCCACCUUCGCCAGGAACUCGUCCAGGACAACUAUCACCCACCAAUUCAGUAGAUGGGAAUGCCUUUAGCUUGGAGUUUGGGAAUGGUGAAUUUAGUGGUGCUGAACUGAAGAAAAUUAUGGCAAAUGAGAAACUUGCUGAGAUUGCUUUAAGUGACCCUAAACAUGCAAAGAGGAUCUUCGCGAAUCGUCAAUCAGCUGCUCGUUCCAAGGAGAGGAAGAUGAGAUAUAUUUCAGAAUUGGAACCCAAGGUUCAGACUUUGCAGACAGAAGCUACCACUUUGUCUGCUCAGCUUACUCUUUUACAGAGAGAUUCUGUUGGUCUUACAAACCAGAAUAAUGAGUUGAAGUUUCGCCUCCAAGCCAUGGAGCAACAAGCACAACUCCGAGAUGGUGUGCAGAGUCACGCCCCAUGCAGACACAGAUGCAUGUGUGCAUAUCAGCAGUCACCUGCUCUGCUUUAUGUAGAUGAGUAUUUCUCUCUAAACGAAGCAUUAACUGCUGAGGUCCGACGGUUGAAGAUUGCUAGAGCAGAGCGGGGUGGGGAAUCUGACCCUUCAAAGGGCAUGGUUCAGCAGCAGCUUUCCAUCAAUCCUCAGAUGUUCCUGCAGCAGCCACGACCUUCUCAACUUAACAUUCAUCAAUUGCAGCAGCAGCAGCAACCAUCAGGCUCCCAAAUCAACAUGCAUCAGUUACAACAGCAGCAGCAGCAGUCCUCCCAGCCACAGCCUCAACAAAAUGGCAAUACUACCUCAAAGCCAAAUUAA